AUGCUUGACCGGGCAGAAGAAAAGAGUGAAAAAAAUUACCAGGCCGAAUCGGUCGGAGGUCAGGGUGACAGUGAAGUGACGAUCCAUGAGCCAAUUAUCGGGAAUGAAGCCUCCUCGCACUUUGAACAUCUUAUCCGUGACGGUUACCCUGGGUUACCCAUUCGGAAGACUGGGGUGGUCUUCAAAGACCUCACGGUCAAGGGCGUCAAUGUCGGUGUAAACUUCGUCCAAACAUUACCACAUGCCGUCCUCGGUAGUUUCGGCCCGGACUUGUACCAUUUCAUUUGCGAAAGAGUCCCUGUCCUCCGCUUUGGCCGACAACCCGAGCUGAGAACUCUUAUUAGGGACUUUACCGGCGUUGUACGACCCGGGGAGAUGAUGCUCGUACUGGGACGACCAGGCAGCGGUUGCAGCACACUUUUAAAGGUUCUUGCCAAUAAUAGGGACUCAUAUGCCUCUGUCGAAGGCGAAGUGUCAUACGGCAUCAACUCUUUCAAGGAUCUGCAGAAGAGCCAUCGCCGAGGGGAGGUGGUCUAUAAUGGUGAAGAAGACCAGCACAUGCCAACCCUAACGGUUGGGCAGACACUUAAAUUCCCCUUUCUCACCAAGAUGGGGAAGCAUCUAGAGGCAGGAUAUUUGGAGCACAUAAUCAUCUCACUUCUCAACCUAUGCGCUAUCGAAAAUGCCAGAAAUGUGCUCGUGGGAAAUGCGCACAUCCAUGGCGCGUCCGGGGGAGAGCGAAAACGAGUUAGCAUCGCGGAGACACUGACAACGCAAAGUGCGGUAACUUGCUGGGAUAACUCGACAAGGGGUCUGGAUGCUUCCACAGCGCUCGAAUAUGCAAAGUCGCUACGCAGGAUGACCGACAUAUCUGGGCGAACCACCAUCACAACGUUGUAUCAGACUGGCGAGAGUAUCUACGAACUCAUGGACAAGGUCCUGGUGAUCAAUGAGGGUCGGAUGCUGUACCAAGGUCCGGCCAAUGAGGCAAAACGAUAUUUCGAGGAUCUUGGCUAUUACGCCUCACCGACCCAGACCACGGCUGACUUUCUUACUUCGAUCUGCGACCCCAGCGCUCGCAGGUUCCGCCAGGGAUACGAGAAUGUGUGCCCUAAAUCCGCCGAGGAGCUCGAGCGAAUCUUCCACCACAGCCCAGCAUACAAGAGCGUCCUCGCCGACGUAGACAGUUUUCAACAAGAAUACGAUCCCAGAGGGGAAAUAGACGCCCCAUCUGACGCAUCGCGAGCCUCGUCACAAGGAUCUCGCUCGGCGAAUCCUGGACACUCCACGCCCACUGCAAGCUUCCACAAACAGGUUCUCGCCUGUGCUCGACGUGAAUUAUGGCUUGUCUGGGGUGACAAAAAGGAGCUGUGCACAAAGUACUUUACUGUCAUCACCAACGGAUUCAUCUUUAGUUCUAUGCUCUACAACACCCCAUCAUCGACCGCCGGUGUCUUCCCACGGAGCGGCGUUGCUUUUUUUGCCAUUGUUUUCCUCGGUUGGCUCCAGCUCUCAGAACUGAUUAAAGCCGUCUCUGGACGCGCCGUUAUCGCCCGCCAUAAACAAUACGGAUUCUACAGGCCUAGUGCGGUCACUCUUGCGCGAGUACUGGUUGACUUUCCCUUGCUCGUUCCUCAGGUCCUCAUCCUCGGUCUAAUUGCCUACUUUAUGACUGGGCUAGACCCCCAACCGAGCAAGUUCUUCAUCUACCUACUCUUCAGCUACACCACAACCAUCUGCUUUACGGCUCUAUAUCGCAUGAUGGCGGCCUUGUCGCCAACCAUUGAUGAUGCCGUCCGAUAUUGCGGAACUGUUCUCAAUAUUCUACUCAUAUACGCCGGUUACAUAAUUUCAAAGCCCAUCCUGGUUUCUCAGAAAAUUUGGUUCGGCUGGAUACUCAGCUACGCCUUUGAGGCAGUUCUCAGCAACGAAUUCCACGGGCGAAGAAUGGAAUGUGCGCCUUCUCAGCUAGUGCCCCAAGGAAACGAUAUCCAAUUAGCAAAUCAGGGCUGUGCUAUUGCGGGCGGAAGGCCCGGCCUUGCUGAUUUGUCAGGGGAUGACUAUCUUGGCUCGAAGUACGAUUACAGCCGCGCAAAUCUCUGGAGAAAUCUCGGCGUCGUCAUUGCAUUUUCCAUCCUCUAUCUCAUCAUCACUAUCGUUGCCACCGAGUUGCUUUCUUUUGCCAGGCCAGCCGCGGGAGGUCUCGUCUUCAAGCCAACCAAGCGGGUCAAGCAGCACUUCUGGGAUUUUGCAAGGACUCCCGAUGAGGAAAAGCCUGGCUCAGUUGGUGGCGAUUUGGCAGGGGGGAUGAUGUUGGAAUCAGAGCUGGAUCGAGCGGAACAAGGGCAAGGGGAAGGUGAAGAUUUGGGUAGAGUGCCAGGAAAUGCCAAAAUAUUCACGUGGGAGAACAUCAACUAUAGCGUCUCUACCGUUCAGGGUGCCAAGGUCAUCCUCAAUCAAGUCAGCGGCUACGCUAAACCUGGCGUUAUGAUUGCCCUCAUGGGUGCGAGCGGCGCUGGAAAGACGACUCUUCUCAAUGUUCUUUCCCAACGCAAAACAAGUGGCACGGUCAGUGGUGAGGUGCUCCUUGAUGGCAGACCUUUGGGGAGGGACUUCCAGCGCACUACUGGAUACGUUGAGCAGAUGGAUCUGCAUGAGGAGACAGCGACCAUUCGAGAGGCAUUAGAAUUCUCGGCAGUUCUACGUCAGAGCCACACAAUUCACCACCGCAAAAAAAAAGAAUACGUGGAGAAAAUCCUGAAUCUCCUUGGGCUCUGGGAUAUACAAGAUGCGAUAAUCCGUUCCCUCAGCGUCGACCAGAAAAAGCGAGUCACAAUAGGCGUCGAAUUGGCUGCCAGUCCCUCCCUCAUUUUCCUUGAUGAGCCAACAAGUGGGUUAGAUUCCCAGUCAGCCUUCUCUAUCGUACAGUUCCUACGGCAACUUUGUAACUCUGGACACGCCAUUGUCUGUACAAUUCACCAGCCCUCCAUGGAUUUGAUCCAACAGUUUGAUAUGAUCCUGGCGCUGGAUCCAAGCGGUGCCGUGUUCUACUUCGGUCCUGUUGGCGAUAAUGGCACUGCUGUCACAACAUAUUUUCGCGAUCGGGGCACGAAGUGUUCGGAAGGGAAGAACGUCGCGGAGUUUCUCCUCGAGACGGCAGCGAAGGGCGGCGAGAAGGUGGACGGCAAACCGGUUGACUGGAUUAAGGAGUGGCGUGAAUCGAGAGAGAACAGCCAACUGGCUCAAGAGAUUCGGCAAGCCAAGGCAGCAAACGUUCACGAGCAGCCAACUACGAUAACAGCCAUGAAAUCUUCGGACGGGGGCGAGUUCGCUACCCCUACGUUGAUGCAAAUUGUAUACCUCACCAAGCGAAUGUUCAUCCAUCAAUGGCGCGAGCCGCCGUAUAUCUAUGGCAGGCUCUUUACCGCGUUUUUCACCGGAAUCUUCAACGGUUUCACAUUCUGGCAGCUGGGGAACACUGUCGCAGACAUGCAGAACCGCUUGUUUACCUCCUUCCUUAUUCUUCUAAUCACCGCCGCUGUCCUCAACAGCGUGCUACCCAAGUUUUUCUUCAACCGUGCGCUCUGGGAGGCGCGAGAGAAACCUUCACGAACAUACGGAUGGAUCGCUUUUUGUACAGCAGAAGUCGUGUCCGAGAUCCCGAGUUCACUCCUGGCGGGCAUUUUGUACUGGUUAUUGUGGUAUCUCCCUACUGGCCUUCCUUAUGAUGCCUCUACCGCCGGCUACGUCUUCCUUAUGACUCUGCUAUUCUUUCUAUUCCAGUCUAGCUGGGGUCAAUGGAUCUGUGCUUGGGCCCCAAGCUUCACCGUCAUUAGCAAUGUCUUACCUUUUUUUCUUACAGUGCUGUCACUAUUCAACGGCGUUGUUGUGCCGUACAGCCAGCUCAAUGUAUUCUGGAAAUACUGGCUUUACUGGCUCAACCCCAGCACAUACUGGAUCAAUGGCGUCCUGGCGGCAACCUUGUCGCACCUGGAAGUUCGCUGUGGCCCUAACGAAGCGGCCUAUUUUAACCCCCCAUCCGGGCAGACAUGCCUUGAGUUUGCAGGCACGUUCGUGGAGCAGGCUGGUCAGGGCUACCUGACGAAUCCAGACGCGACAGCUAUGUCUAAGGGAGUCUUUCAUGCCGGCGAGCGCGAUAGCGAUGGUGGUAACGCGGGCAUCGCCCUAAAUAGAUCGGUCACUUUCAUUAAGGCCCAAGACCUGGGAAACUUUAGCAGUCGAUGCGGAAACAUACGCCAGUGGAAGAUUUCGCUGGCUGACGAUGGUGCAGUUCGCGCUCACUCUAACACGAGAGGCCCGGAGUUCGGUGCUCAGCACAUAGUUUAUUUGCUGACAGGGCCCGAGCUCGGCUCUGUUUUCGCUACGAUCUUGAUGCGUGUCGAGUUUUACGUUCGUGAUUCUAACCCGGCUUUGGACUCUUCGAUUAAGUUCACACCAACGCCCGUCGUGAACCUCGUCAUGAUCACGAACUCGCCUCACCCCAUGAUUCAGUCGGGGUGGCAAUUGUGA
Scedosporium apiospermum is the source of this 4530-nucleotide messenger RNA. RefSeq lists its product as uncharacterized. Gene Ontology annotation, cellular component: membrane. The transcript has 6 exons. Bases 1 to 4530 code for a protein of 1509 amino acids. The record is from RefSeq and is a predicted model, not a curated record. Gene Ontology annotation, molecular function: ATP hydrolysis activity; ATP binding; ABC-type transporter activity. Gene Ontology annotation, biological process: transmembrane transport. NCBI's taxonomy places the organism in Eukaryota, Fungi, Ascomycota, Sordariomycetes, Microascales, Microascaceae.